Bemisia tabaci is the source of this 814-nucleotide messenger RNA. The record is from RefSeq and is a predicted model, not a curated record. Lineage: Eukaryota; Metazoa; Arthropoda; Insecta; Hemiptera; Aleyrodidae.
UUUUGAUUGAAAGAGAACUGCAUCCCUUUCUCACGGUAUCUGUAUCCGUUCUCUGUUCCAGGCAAAAGGAGCCGACGCACAGACACCCAUUGAUCAGUUACGUCCAGAGGGACAUCAGCUGAUGGAGAGAGAGCCUCUAUUCGACAGUGUUAUACUUGAUCUGCAAUGUUCAUCGGCCACUAGUUCUGAAGAAUCUUCGUCGGGGGGAUGUUCCUCACCUGCAUGCUUCUCUCCUGAAGGAUCCCUCUCUCCAGUCCUCAUGAAAGAUGCUGGCACCCAAACAGAGAUCGAGCUUAUGGAGCUCUUCUUGAACGCAUUUCCAUACUUUUGCCGUCUUUGCCCGCGCCGAUUUCCAACUCAAAUAAAUUUGAUCUCUCAUCAGGAAGCAGAUCAUACGGAAGAAAAUACUGCCACUCAACCGGUGGCGCAUAGCGUUUGUACACCCAACAAUCAAGAAGACACGCAGAAGAAAAUAAUAUGUUUCUUCCCUAGAACAGUAGGUACAGGAAGUCCAAGUAAUGCGCGAAGGGAAGAAUCGCACUCCCCGCCCCAGGCGCAUAACUCAAAGCCGGAGUACACUUGUGCGCAUUGCUCCAAAAGUUUUAAACAAAAAAAUCAAGUAAGAAAACAUAUGAUAUCGCACGUGGAUUGGAGGCCUUUCAAAUGCACAUUAUGCCCGGCGCGAUUUAAAGAAAACAGCGGUCUGCGCAGACACAUAAGGGAUGUCCAUGAUAACGGGAGAGUAACCUUCUCAUGUGAGGUGUGUUCGGCAUCAUUCAGCGGGCACGCUAAAUUGCGUUCUCAUGUUGAAAAC